CCACUUGGGUUUUCUAAUUAUUCUAUUUCAAGUAUUUUUGGAUCUAAAUAUACUGGAACACAAUUUAAUGAACCUACACGGAACGACAGUGAUGAUGAUGAUGGCAAAAAAAGUGAUGUAGAAGUGCCUUUUGGAACCGGUGCAAGGCUCUUAUUACAUAAACAAGAAGAAGAGGAAGAAAUUACUCGACAUACUGUUAGGGCAAAAUUAUUUCGUAUGGAUCGUGAACAUCAAUGGAAAGAACGAACGGUUGAAAUGUUAAAACUUAAUUAUCCAAAGGACUGUGAAAAAUCACUUCAAAUAA
Racocetra persica is the source of this 304-nucleotide messenger RNA. NCBI's taxonomy places the organism in Eukaryota, Fungi, Glomeromycota, Glomeromycetes, Diversisporales, Gigasporaceae. The record is from the annotation of a GenBank genome assembly.